Molecule: messenger RNA, 1719 nt
Organism: Ricinus communis (castor bean)
Lineage: Eukaryota; Viridiplantae; Streptophyta; Magnoliopsida; Malpighiales; Euphorbiaceae
Product: plasmodesmata-located protein 2
Exons: 3
Coding region: 307-1203 (298 amino acids)
Biological process (GO): plasmodesmata-mediated intercellular transport; transport of virus in multicellular host
Cellular component (GO): plasmodesma
Source: RefSeq, a predicted model, not a curated record
GGAUUUUGUAGUCUUCCUGUGAGAAAAAAGAUGCCUUCUUUUCAUCUCUCUCGCUCACUCUGCACAUCUAUAGAGGUAGGCCAUCCAGAGAAAAAGAAAGAAAGAGGAGGAGAAAAAAAAAGUAAAUCCCAAACACCAUAAAACUAAAACCAAUACCUCAACACAAGCUCUUUUCUUUAGCAAAUCAAGACAAUCCAAGUCCAAAGCUCGAAACUUUCUUCAGUUUUAACCAUAACCCACAUCUCAAAUCCUUAAAGAAAUUUUCAGAACUGCUAUGAUUUGAUCUAUCAAACACUCUGCACCCAAAUGGGUUUUCACUCAAAACACUGUUAUCACCACCACCUCCUUUGUCUCUCUCUUCUUCUUCUCACCAAUCUUGCUCAAUCUGCCACUGAUUAUAACGCUUUGGUGUAUAAGGGCUGUUCUAAACAGGCUUUUCAAGAUCCCACUGGUGUUUACUCACAAGCUCUUUCUGCUCUUUUUGGUUCCUUAGUUUCACAAUCUACUAAAACCAAGUUCUUUAAAACCACUACUGGUACUGGCCAAACUACAAUAACUGGUCUUUUUCAAUGUAGAGGAGACCUUAGUACUGGCGACUGUUACAAAUGUGUCAGUGGAUUGCCAGUUUUAACAGACAAACUUUGUGGCAAAACAAUAGCUGCAAGAGUCCAGCUUUAUGGAUGUUACAUUUUAUAUGAGGUUGCUGGUUUUGCUCAAAUUUCAGGUAUGGAAAUGUUGUUCAAGACCUGUGGUGCUACAAAUAUAGCAGGCAGUGGGUUUGAGGAGAGAAGGGAUACUGCCUUUUCUGUGCUGCAAAAUGGUGUGGUUAGUGGGCAUGGAUUUUACACUACUAGCUAUCAGUCUAUGUAUGUUUUGGGCCAGUGUGAAGGUGAUGUGGGGGAUUCAGAUUGUGGCGAGUGUGUGAAAAAUGCUGUGCAAAGAGCUCAAGUUGAAUGUGGCAACUCUAUUUCAGGCCAAAUCUAUCUGCAUAAAUGCUUUAUUAGCUAUAGCUAUUACCCAAAUGGGGUUCCCAGGAGAUCAUCAUCAUCUUCUUCCUCAUCUUCUCAUUCAUCUUCAUCAGGGACAGAGCAAAAUACAGGAAAGACAGUGGCAAUUAUAUUAGGAGGGGCAGCUGGCGUUGGAUUCUUGGUUAUCUGCUUGCUGUUUGCUAGAAAUUUGAUGAAGAAACAUGACGAUUUUUGAGAGGUGGAGAUAUGGAUCUUAAAAGAGGCAGACAUCCCAUUUUUGAAGUGGAUUCUUAUUACAUUUUAAUUCCUUCCCAAAGUAAAAGAUGGGCAUUAAAUUUUUGGUGGGGAAAUAUAUGUAGAGAUGAUGACGAUGAUGAUGAUGAUGAUAAAAUGUGGGGUCUUUUGUAAAAGUUUGGUGGGAGGGGAGAGUCUAUUGGGGAAGGCUUGAAUUUUGUUUCUUUUUACAAAGGUGGAAAAGGAAAAUUAUUAGAAGAAUGAAUGCUUGUCAUUGGUAGAGAAGAAGGGUUGAAGUAAUAUGGGUUGUGGCUCUGUUUUUUCUUUUUCUUUGUUCUCUAUGGCCAUAGUCCAUGUGGAUGUUUGUCUCUUUUUCGAGUUUUUCCCGGUUCUCCAGACUGAUGCUUCUCUAUUUCCUCACUACUUUAUGCUUUUCAGAAAGUUGUAAACAUCUCUCUUUGAAAAGCAGUGACAUCUCUCACUUAUCUCCAUAAUCACACUUACCUUGGGGCUUGUA